AUGCCUUCUGCCGUCAUAAAUACAACGAUUCAAUCGUGCAUCUUAUCUGGAGCAAGCAACAUUAUCGCACAAUUUAUCUCCGCGCACCAAAAUAAUACUGCAUUCACGAUAGACUGGGCACCGGUUUCUCACUUCAUCCUUUACAGCGCGCUGAGCGCGCCGCCAAAUUUCUAUUUACAAUCGCUCCUCGAAGAUCUCCUGCCUUCCAAGAAACAACCUCCUUCACAAAAUGUCUCGGAGAAGUCUUCAUCCUCCAAAUCCCCAAAACCAGCCCAAUCCCUCUCACUCACAAACACCAUCCUCAAAGUCCUACUCGACCAGACCCUUAUCGCAAUCCUGAACGUAAUGUUCUUCCUCAUAACCUUUUCAGUCCUCCGAGGAUCCAGUCUCCCACAAGCUAUACAAAGUUCUAAGGAAGAAUACUGGGAUAUGAUGAAGGCCGGUUGGAAAUUAUGGCCAUUUGUUAGUCUGAGCAAUUUUGCCGUCAUCAAGAGUGUACAGGGACGGGCUCUAUUGGGGAGUUUGGCCGGGAUUGGGUGGAAUGUAUACCUGGGGUUGGUACAGGGUGGAAAGUGA
This is a messenger RNA of Sclerotinia sclerotiorum 1980 UF-70, 576 nucleotides long. RefSeq lists its product as hypothetical. The coding region runs from base 1 to 576 and encodes 191 amino acids. Lineage: Eukaryota; Fungi; Ascomycota; Leotiomycetes; Helotiales; Sclerotiniaceae. The record is from RefSeq and is a predicted model, not a curated record. Gene Ontology annotation, cellular component: cytoplasm; membrane. The transcript has 3 exons.